This is a messenger RNA of Aphanomyces astaci, 1614 nucleotides long. RefSeq lists its product as hypothetical. Gene Ontology annotation, biological process: positive regulation of protein phosphorylation; signal transduction. Bases 17 to 1585 code for a protein of 522 amino acids. The record is from RefSeq and is a predicted model, not a curated record. Gene Ontology annotation, molecular function: protein kinase activator activity. The transcript has 8 exons. NCBI's taxonomy places the organism in Eukaryota, Oomycota, Saprolegniomycetes, Saprolegniales, Verrucalvaceae. Gene Ontology annotation, cellular component: cytoplasm; nucleus.
UUCACAGCGGGACGCGAUGCUUCGCAUGUUCUCGAAGCGAGAGAGCAACAACUCGAUCACCGUCUCCUCCAAGCAUCAAUCUCGCUCUGGCAUCUGCACCGACGAAGAUGAUCCCACCACAGAGUUCCCUGCGCUGGUGCUACAGCUGGCAGUCGCCGAAGAAAAGCUCAAGUGCGCUUCAAGCCUCUUGGUGAAACAUAGCAACGCCCUCGCAGAGGUGCUCCAGACCACGACAGACAUCAAAGCACUCACGUCCACACAGUUUCAACCCCGAGAUGGCGCUUCCAACACGACUGCCCUCGCGCGUGAACAAAAGCUGUUCUCCGACAGUGUGGCCAAAUUCCGCACAACAGCGAUCGCGCCACUCCAAGCCCUCUUGUCAUCGUUUCCCCAGCUCAAACAUCGCAUUGACCACCGCAAGAGUGCGUUGGGCACGUGGCGGCGAUAUCAGAAGAAAGUCGACGACAUGGCUGCCAAAGAUGACUCGAGCGCGAGGCUUCACAGAAAUCGAUUGAAGUGUAUGGCGGCCCAAGAACGCUUCCAGCAGCUGGAUAAAGACGUCCAGCGUGAAAUGGGGCACGUUCUGUCACUCGACCUGGGCAUGCUCAUUGAUGUCCCCAUGUUGCAGCUCGCGGAUGCGCAGCAAUUGUGGGCUGCCACCAUGCAGUCGUCAGCCGCCCACUUGCGCAGUUUCAUCGCGUCCGCACCCCCUCAGCCGCCAACGCCGCCGCCUUCCCCGCCCCGGCCUCCGCAUCCAACGUUGGUUCAAGCCACCAUCAGACAACCCGGUUGCUGUGCUUCCACGUCAGACGAAGACAACAAUAUGCGCUUGUCUUUCAAACACCAGCACUCGUCCAUGGAUGGCGGGGGUGAUUCGGACGAGCCCGAGGCGCUCAUCUCCAUCAAACUGCCGCCACGGAUGGGCCGUGGGGUGGCAGAAGACGACGUGAACGUGUUGGACAAAGCCCGGUCGAUGCGCCCCAAGAAACAACAUACCAUGGGCACGCGCACGUGGCAUAUGCACCAGCACGCCAAGCAGUCGUUAGCGCAAGGCUUGGACGUCCUGGACGCGGUCAAACUUCCGCCAGGGUUCGGCCGUGAAGAGUGGGUUGCUGUGCAUGCGCAGGACUUUUUUAACGAAGUGUCGCUCCUGUACGGCACCAUUUCGGAGUUGUGCACGCCCGCGACGUGCCCGGAGAUGAGCGCCGGCCCGUGCUACACGUACCUAUGGGCCGACGACAACGGGGGGACCCCCGCCCCGUGCUCGGCGCCGGCGUACGUGACCAAGCUCCUCAUGUGGAUCGACGGGCAGUUGGGGGACCCGGAUGUGUUUCCAGACAGCGGGUUUGAAUCGAACAAGGCGUUUGCGGUCGUGUCGCGCAACAUGUUUAAGCGCCUCUUUCGCGUGUACGCGCACAUUUUCCACAGUCACCUGCCCGACUUUGCCGCGUUGCAUGCGGAGAGUCACUUGAACUGCAGUUUCAAGCGGUUUGUGUCGUUCGUGCUCGAGUUUGACCUGGUCGAAGCCAAGGAACUGAACGCGCUGCGCAAAUUGAUCUGCGACGCUGUGCCGGGAAAGCUUUAACACGAAUGCAAACACGGAUGUUUUGCUAG